Drosophila miranda is the source of this 381-nucleotide messenger RNA. RefSeq names its product coiled-coil domain-containing protein 103. Gene Ontology annotation, biological process: inner dynein arm assembly; determination of left/right symmetry; epithelial cilium movement involved in extracellular fluid movement. Gene Ontology annotation, cellular component: outer dynein arm. The transcript is spliced from 2 exons. Bases 98 to 343 code for a protein of 81 amino acids. NCBI's taxonomy places the organism in Eukaryota, Metazoa, Arthropoda, Insecta, Diptera, Drosophilidae. The record is from RefSeq and is a predicted model, not a curated record.
CACCUGAGUUGGCUGUUUGUUACCCAGGCAACAAUCGGAAAACAUAUGAGGCAACUACUCGAUUGAUUUUGCCAUAUUUGAAAACAACUGGAGCAGCAUGGACGACUUGAAAAUAACGCAGGAGGAUCUGCGACGGUUGCGGGAGAGCUGUCUACAGGGAAUUCGCGAGAGUGAACUCUACCAGCUGCGGAACGACGCCAAGCUUCGGGCUGUCCAUAGCACACAGAGCUACGAGGAGUUCAAGGACAUUGUAGAUGCAGCUCAUCUGCGUCCCGUCACCAAGGCGGACAAGGACAAUGCACAGACGAAGAGUCGCCUGUGGAACUCUGCCACACGUGAAUGAAACCUAUGAUCCUUAAUAAAUACAUUUGCACAGAGUAA